This is a messenger RNA of Pseudo-nitzschia multistriata, 1336 nucleotides long. The record is from the annotation of a GenBank genome assembly. Lineage: Eukaryota; Bacillariophyta; Bacillariophyceae; Bacillariales; Bacillariaceae.
UGUCGUUGAUUUUUAUYGGGGACAAUUCUCGAUGUUGUGCCAUUUUCGCGAUCGUAUUGAGUGGUUUAUGGUCGAAGGUGAAGUCCCCGGAAACAGCAACGCGCUGAAGUAGAAGUAUUCAAGAUAACUAGGAACUUGUAAUCGACAUACAUCGACAGCAGGAUAGAGAAAAAUAUUGUUUUCUCUAACAAUAUUCACACCAAACAUCAGAGUGAUACGUAAUUAGAACGGUACGCGCCAUGGCCCCGUCGCUGCAAAUCGAUAUUUCAGAGCCAGCAUUCGUGUAUUCAUACUUGUCCCUCAUUCUUGCUUUGCGCCUCGAACAMUCCKUUUUUUCACGAACGCAACACCCGUGCAUUCAUCCGCGCAAUCACCUGGAGCGCAGCCAUUGUCAACGAAUCGCCCCAAACCAUGUCGAUCCGCGGAACUGCAAGUGUUUCCAGAAGAAGAGAUAGUAGCAUUUCGAAGAGUGCGUUUUUCAGCAGCAUGCCCGGGUCACCCGAGAACGAAGAGGAAUUGUUUGAGGAGGAGGGGGCCGAAUCCCUCCUUGAUUCCUUCGACUCCUACAUCGUGGUGAGCGUUCUAACCGCCACGGCAUCCUUUGCGGCACUGUUCGAAGCAAACCUCGAGGACAAAUUCUGGGGUUUUCACAACGCAUGGGUGUUCAUCUGCGCCAUUUGCUCCCUCAGUGGUAUCUAUGCGACGGUCGUAUUUUCCCUCAGCUCGACCUACGGACGUACCGCGGUGGGGACCGGAAGGGUCCACAUCUACGAGACCUUUUACGAGCUCACGGCGGUGUAUCGGAUGCGGGCCUUCUCGAUGUACCUUCUGAGCCUGGUCCUUUUCAUUUUGCUGCUGAUCUUUACCGCGGUGGACAGGGUCGAGAAGAGGUACCGGAUACCCUUUCUUGGAUUCCUCCUGGUGCUCUCGAUUUUCACGUACCACGACUGGACGACAAUCAUGAAGGCGGCGGGCCCCAUUUUUGCGCAUCAAGAAGAGAAGAAACAAAAGAGGAUCUCGAAGUCUAUGAAAAAGUGAGAUGGUGCUGUUGCGAUACUGCUUUCGAAGUUUUUUCGUAGACACCAAAGACCAAAGUCAUCGCGGUACCGAAUCGCCAAUGGAAGUUUUGAAGCACCGGGAAUAAUAUCUACAACAACACUCUCCUCACGUUAAUUAUGUAGAAAAAGGUUUGCACAUGUUUUGAAGAUUGAAGCGGAGUGAUGCACCAAAACUCAACAGUGACCGAUACCUAGUUAUGUACUAUUACUUCAUUCUACCAUGGUGCUUUCUUUCUACCAAUUGUUUUUCUCGGACAUACUAAAAUCAACAGUAAAAC